Messenger RNA from Brassica oleracea var. oleracea, 477 nucleotides. RefSeq lists its product as uncharacterized. Lineage: Eukaryota; Viridiplantae; Streptophyta; Magnoliopsida; Brassicales; Brassicaceae. Bases 1 to 477 code for a protein of 158 amino acids. Gene Ontology annotation, cellular component: cytosol. The transcript has a single exon. The record is from RefSeq and is a predicted model, not a curated record.
AUGGAUUCAUCUCCCAAGGGAAACUCAGCAUGUGCGCAACAACAACAGAAGAUGGAGAUUCAGAACAGCCACAACGAGAAGCUUGUUGGUCUGCUUCACGAAACUGGGUCAAGAGAAGUUGUGGUCUUAUGCCACGGAUUCAAAUCUGACAAGAACAACACAAUCCUCAAGAAUGUGGCUGCUGCCAUAGAGAAAGAAGGAAUCAGCUCUUUUCGUUUUGAUUUCUCUGGAAACGGAGAGAGCGAAGGAGGUUUCAACUAUGGUAACUACAAGUACGAAGCUGAUGAUCUACACUCCGUCAUCCAACACUUCUCUAACACCAAUCGCGUCGUUACUACGAUUAUCGGACACAGUAGAGGAGGUAACGUGGUGCUCCUCUACGCCUCCAAGUAUUGCAAUGAUGGUAACGUCCGCAAUAUAAUCAGUAUAUCUGGACGUUAUGAUCUGAAGAAAGGAAUACGUCUUGGAGAUGGGUAG